Molecule: messenger RNA, 1896 nt
Organism: Hippocampus comes (tiger tail seahorse)
Lineage: Eukaryota; Metazoa; Chordata; Actinopteri; Syngnathiformes; Syngnathidae
Product: ADP-ribosylation factor-like protein 4C
Exons: 2
Coding region: 500-1084 (194 amino acids)
Molecular function (GO): GTPase activity; GTP binding
Source: RefSeq, a predicted model, not a curated record
UUUGCAAGGAUGCUUAAUGUAAGUCUGGUGAAGGGUUUGUGCGCAGAGGAAAUAGUUCACGCGAGGUUUCAGAAUAAAAGCAAUUGACUUUAUAUUUUCAAAUAGCAUGCGAAACCGCCCACUGUUUUUUUUUCUUUUGUUUUUUUUUCCCUCCCAAAACCGGAUAUCAGUUCUCAUCCAUUCUGCUGCAAACAUUCUAGUCGCUACAUGGCUUGUUUUUCAUACACGCGGAACGCACUCGUGUGGGUGAGCAAACUCAGCACCGCGACAUUGCAGAUGCACGAGGGGACGUAAUGUGACAUUUCCACGGUUUGUCACGAGUGCUCGUGGCACCACCCCGCGAAUAUGCAGGGAUGCGGAGGUUAAGGAGGUUGAGAAGAUGAAAUGUCGAUUUAGGCAUCCGGAGUGCCUCUGCGCCACCCUCCCGAGCCGCUGCCCUUUUUGAAGCAUCCUUCCAUCCCCGACUUGAUGCCGCGCAUGCCGGCACUGGUCUUGCACGAUGGGGACUAGUUUCUCCAACCUGGCAGCCUUCCAGUCCCUGCACAUUGUUAUGCUAGGCUUGGACUCUGCGGGUAAAACCACCGUGCUCUACCGGCUCCGGUUCAACGAGUUCGUCAACACGGUGCCCACCAUCGGCUUCAACACAGAGAGGAUCCGGCUGGGCGGUGCGGGCACCUCCAGGGGCAUCAGCUGCCACUUCUGGGACGUCGGUGGCCAAGAGAAGCUGCGGCCCCUGUGGAAGCCCUACAGCCGCUGCACGGACGGCAUCGUGUACGUGGUGGAUUCUGUGGACGCCGAGAGGCUGGAGGAGGCCCGGGCCGAGCUGCACAAGAUCACCCGCUUCUCCGAGAACCACGGGACUCCGCUGUUGGUCAUCGCCAACAAGCAGGACCUGCCGCGAGCCCUGGACGUGGCGGACAUCGAGCGGCAGCUGGCCCUGUCCGACCUGAGCCCGUCCACGCCGUACCACGUUCAGCCCGCCUGCGCCAUCAUCGGCGAGGGGCUGCACGAGGGCAUGGACAAGUUGCACGAAAUGAUCGUCAAGAGGAGGAAAUCACUCAAGCAGAAGAAGAAGAGGCAAUGAGGGAAGCGGAAGCGAUAAUUUUCAUCUUACAUGACAGCAUGGGACACGUUGCGAGUCUCUGGAACCCAUUUCACAAUCUCCCAUUGAAAUGACAUACAUACGCACGGGCAAUCAUAGCCAAUCAUAGCCACCUGAAAUCUACAAGAUGAAUGAUGACUACAAGUUUCUGUCCCCGUGGUGACAUCACCACCUUGUCAUCCAUCGUGCAUGUCAGAAGAGACCAUCCCCGCACCUGGAGUCCAGGAAGACAAGAUGAUGUCAAGGUCAUGAAGCCUUUAAACAAAACAAUCACUCAUGUGGAAUCCCCAAAAGGAGUGAAUGGAAGCAGGCCCGAAUGCCUUUGAACUUGCUACUUGAAUGACUGUUAUUGUAGCAUCUUACGAAAGCUGAUUUUGAAGUGCCACACUUUCAAACAAUGAGACUUUUGCACAUUUGCUGGAGGAACCGUCGUUCAAUUCCACCUCAUCUCUUCUCAGUGUAACCACCAAGUAGCAGAAGAUGCUGCAUGCGAGCAAAAGAUGCACGAUGGCUGAAGAUGUUGUGCCAAAUACAUUUUUGUCUUCUGUUCAUCAUUGCAGCUUGAGCAAAGUUUUACACCAAGGCUGUCCAAACUGGGGUACUAACAACAUUUCUCUUUACAAUGGUGAAUAAAGAAGUAAAAAUGCUUUGCUCCACGCUCUGCAAUGUGUCAAGGUUCAAUUUGAGAACAUAUCAAAUUAUGGUGCUCAAGUAACUGCUUUAAAAAUUUUCAGCUUAAUACAGACUGCUCUUUUUAACAAUAGCAUAUGAACAAUAAAAACAUGGUUGAUGGA